Molecule: messenger RNA, 2626 nt
Organism: Myiozetetes cayanensis
Lineage: Eukaryota; Metazoa; Chordata; Aves; Passeriformes; Tyrannidae
Gene: BCAS1
Product: brain enriched myelin associated protein 1
Exons: 11
Coding region: 1-1794 (597 amino acids)
Biological process (GO): myelination
Source: RefSeq, a predicted model, not a curated record
AUGGGGAAUACAGUGAGUGUCCCAGAGGAAGCUGAGGAGGACAGUACCUGCACAAUCAAGAGCUACCAGGCUCUCUCUGAAUCUCCUGACACCGUUAAAAAUGGAUCUGCUGUAUUUGCUCAGAAUCAUUCUCCAGCAAUGAAUGGUGAAGUGGAUGCAAAGGCGAGUGUUGCCCGGGAUAAUGUGGCCGUUUCUUCCCCGAAGACAAUGGAGCAGGGCCCCGCUGCCGAGGCGGGCGGGCAGAGCCUCGGGAGCGCUGCCAGGAGAGCUGGGCCAGCUGCUAAACCCCGCUCUGUGCUCGCCUUCUCGUGGGCUGUACCAGGGCGUACUGAAGAUCCAGCGGCGGAUUCAUCACUUGGAUCGGCGAAACUUGAUGUCAGCCCUGUGUCUCCCAGCGGGAACAAAGCCCUGAGUGAGGGAGCAGAGGUUCCUGGGGCAGCUGUGCCGGAGGAAGGCUCCGAUAAAAACCUGAGCCGGGCACCACUGCAGGACAUCGAGCUCACGGUGUCACCUGAGGGAGAGGAUGUGGCCACCUCAAAGCCAAAGCCAGUGACCUUCUUUGACAGGAUCUUCAAACUGGAGAAGGGAAAGGAAAGGAAUAGAGCACGAGGUGAUCCCCAGGAGGAGCGGCAGGUGUUGGACGUUCCUGACGGGAGCAUCGCGGCUGCGGGAUUACAGAGCACCUCCAAUGGUGUCCCACAGGGGAAGGAGAUAGAUGACUGCAACCAGAAGGACCCACGGGAGGACUCUGCAGGUGUCCCCAGUCCCAGUUCUGCUCAAGCUGAGAAGGCAGAGGUAAAGCAGGACAGCCCCCAGGCAGCUGCUGCAGGAGACAACUCCGUCAUGAGCUUCCUCAAAACACUGGUCUCCCCAAGCAAAGCUGAAGCCAAAAGUGAUUCUGAAGACAAGGGCUCGAGAGCAGAGAAGGGCCAUGGUGGGCAACCCUCUCCGAAGGCAGAAUCCCCAACCAAAGGAGCCAAGAAAAAGAAGGCAGAGAGUCCCAAGCUGGGACACAGCACAUUUAGUAAACUCUUUAGGCACAAGGCUGCAAAAGAGACCCAACAGACAACCAACACCAAAAGCCCUGAGCAGCAGCCUGUUACCUCUGUAAAACCAGACAAAAAUGUCCCUCCCUCCCAAGAGCCGCCGCCAGCGAAGCAGAACCCGAAGGUCCCCGAGGUUGCAGCCGCCCCUCAGGGAGCAGCCAGUGAAGCCCCCAGGGAGGGGAUGAAGGAGAAACCAUCAGCCACCCCCAUGCCCCUGAGCAAGCUCUUCUGGAAAAAGAACUCAUCGGAGGAAGCAGAGGCCGUGAGCAAUGAGAAAACAGAGGCGUCUUUCGAAGCGGUGGCUCCCGACAGGGACGAGAGCAAGAGCCCGGAGGGCUCAGAGGUGAAACCCCGAGCAGCGGAAAGCAAAACGCCCAAGGCGAACCUGAGGAAGUUUUUCAAGCUGACGUUAAACCCCACAGAGAAGCCACUUGCCCCGGCUGAAGGUGACCCUGUGGGCCAGAGGAGCAAGGAGAGCUCCAAAGACAAGAAGUCCACGGUGGAGCUGAGCAAGCAGAAGGGCAGCAAACAGGAGAGCAGGGAGCAGCCAGACCCCCGGGAGCAGCCGGCAGCCGACACCGACUCCAUCCAGAACGGAGGAGACGCUUCCAAGGAACCCUCCUACAAGAAGACAGAGAAGAGGCAGUCCCUGGGAGGGUUUUUCAAGGGCCUUGGUUCCAAAAGGACGUCUGAUGCAGAGGUGCAAACAGAUCCAGUGUCCAUCCUACCUGCUGGGAAAUCCAAGUAAUGGCUCCACGUGGCUGCUGGAGGCUCAGCAGCUUUCUGCGAGCUCCCUUGCAGUAGACAUGACUCAUUCUUUUCCUUUACAUGGCUGUCAUCAAGUGCCUGAGGCUAAAGCAAACACUGGUGUAUCAUUUAAGGUAUAUCAUUUACAGGGUUUGUUCCUUCGGUGUUAGAAAGCGACUCUAAAGAUCACCAAGCAGUGUGCUGCAUGUUUAAAAAAAAGGUCAUGUGGAUGAUUUUAAAUCUGUAGAGGGUAGGGUAUGUAAGGUAGGUAGGUGGCAGUGAACUAAAUAAAAGGCAGGAAAAAAAAUGCACGUGACAAAGGAACGUAGAUUGGGCAGCAAGGCAUGAGCAACAAACCCUCUGCUUUAGAGAGCUUUAAAGCAGCCAGGAAAAACAAAAAUCUCCUUUGAUAAAUCUUAUACUCAGAUGUAAAAACAACCAAGUCACUUUUUGUGGUUUUUCAAUAGAGCUGAAAUUAGCAGAAAAAAAAAAGCAAAAAAAAAAAAGCCUGCCGAAGAAUAGAAUCAGUGGUUAUAAAGUUAUGCUUCCUAUUGGUUAUUAAUGGAAAUUAAAACGCUAAAAUGCAAAGGCUUUACGUGAUUGAGACAACGUCUCUCUCGUCUGGGUGAGGUGGGAUAACAAAUUAAAAGCUAUUUAAGGUUCUAAUAGGAACACAAGAGGGCACCCACGUCCCCGUGCACUCCUAACACCAGGCUGUACCUACAAUCCUGGGAUUAAUGUUUCUCAGAUCAUAGGAAACUUAGUUGUUUAUUCAGAUAUUUGUUUUUAUCCAUACUUGUAAUUAAUCCUAAUAAAAACCAAAAUCAAAGCUG